AUGGAGGAUUGUCUGAGGAAAUCAUGUCCCUGUUUGCGGUCCCUGUGGGACAGGAUGUUCGGAGGUGCGGGAACCGGAGGGUUAACGGUGAAGAACGUGAAUGCCACAGACUCUGCAGAGAAUUCAGAAAAGCGCUACCACACAUGCAAACCUUUACCUCAGAUCCCGCAGUCUGAAGCCCCGAGCUCGAGCUCGAACCCGAGCCCGGUUUAUGUGGCAUUGUGGGCGUUUGAAGCUCGAGAUAACGCCGAGCUGUCGUUCGAGGAGGGAGACCGGUUCCUCAUCCUUCAGCGUAAUGGACAGUGGUGGACAGCCGAGAAACUAAACAAGACCGGCCAGGUCAUCGACACUGGUAUAGUACCGUAUAACUACAUCGAGCGAGCCGAUUCGAUAUCGUCUCAACCAUGGUUCUUUGGCAAAAUGAACCGGAUUGAGUGUCUCAGUCAACUCUUGGCAGAUCAGAACAGAGAUGGUGCUUUUCUGGUACGAGUCAGCGAGAGCGACAACGUUGAUCAUGUUCUUUCAGUUAAGGUAAACAACAAAGCAAAACAUUUUAAAAUCUACCUACGGGGGAGUGAAUACUACGUGGAACAGUCUCUGUACUUUCCCUCUUUGGUGGAACUUAUACAACACUACCAGAGUCAUCCCCUGGCCUCUGUGGACAGACUGAGAAAACCUUGCGUCAGGAGAGAGCCCCAGCCUCAGGACCUGUCUCACAACACAGUGGACGAAUGGGAACUGCCCAAGGAGGACUUCACUUUAGAGCACAAACUGGGCAGCGGUUACUUCGCAGAUGUUUAUCGAGGGAAAUGGAAAAAUAGCACUAGUGUGGCUAUCAAAGUCCUAAAGAACAAUGAGUCUCUGGACCAGCGUGAGUUCCAGUUGGAAGUUGAGGUUUUGAAACGGUUGCGUCACGACCAUCUCAUCUCGCUGUUCGCCAUUUGUACUUCCUCCACUCCCUAUUACAUUAUCACUGAGUACAUGGACAAAGGAAACCUGCUGGAUCUUCUUCGCGGUCAGGACGGCAGGGCCUUAGACUCAGAGAUCUUGAUUGACAUGGCGUACCAGGUGGCUGAUGGGAUGACGUAUCUGGAGGCGCAAAACAGUAUUCACAGAGACCUAGCAGCACGCAAUGUACUCGUCAGCGAGGGAUACUUCUGCAAGGUGGCUGACUUCGGCUUAGCACGAUUCAUUAAGGAGCCGGUCUACAUCUCAAAUGAAAAGAAUAUUCCGUACAAAUGGUCAGCUCCUGAAGCCAUCCUCCAUGGCCAUUUCUCUAAUAAGUCUGAUGUCUGGUCGUUCGGUGUUCUCCUGUAUGAGAUAUUUUCCUACGGUGCAAUACCAUAUCCAGGUUUAAGCUCUAGUGCUGCAGUUAAGCAGGUCACACAGCAUGCCUACAGGAUGCCAGCUCCGGCCAAAUGCCCCGUCUUCAUCGAUAACCUAAUGACGUCCUGUUGGAAGGAGAAGCCGGAGGAUCGGCCAGAUUUUAAGUCGCUCAAAUCAGACCUCUUGGUAACAAUCAACCGCUACAUAACUCUAAAUUAA
Messenger RNA from Trichomycterus rosablanca, 1545 nucleotides. RefSeq names its product PTK6 protein tyrosine kinase 6b (gene ptk6b). Gene Ontology annotation, biological process: protein phosphorylation. The record is from RefSeq and is a predicted model, not a curated record. The transcript is spliced from 8 exons. Gene Ontology annotation, molecular function: protein binding; protein tyrosine kinase activity; ATP binding. NCBI's taxonomy places the organism in Eukaryota, Metazoa, Chordata, Actinopteri, Siluriformes, Trichomycteridae. The coding region runs from base 1 to 1545 and encodes 514 amino acids.